AUGGGCUACCGGGGGUUGAAGGUGAUGAAAUGGGAGAUGGUCCCCCAAUGUGUGGUCAGCACAGGGUGUACCUCGCGAGCGGACCGGAAAUGGAGUUGUGGCGCCGUAGAUCCGCUAGUUUUGGAUGGAUGUUUGUGCACUAUGGAUAACAAUAAUGACUCCCCAACCGACUUAUCACAAUCGCGAUUACCAUUAUCGUCAUCAUCAUCGUUAUCGAAGCCCUACCCAGCUGUCCGCCCUGUACCUGGCAAGAGUGAGGAGGGCUGCGUCAACCCACAUCCAUUCCGCAUGCUUGUCAAUGUCGGGGGCUUCCUACCAAAAUAUGGCUAUAUGUACACGUACGCGCAUCUGACGGGCAGACAGAUUAUCUACGGGCACGACAACAAGAGUCUAGUCACGCAUAGCACCUUGGUGUACAAGCCGUACAUGGCGGAGUUCUUGGCCAAUAUCACGUACGACACGUACACGGGCAUACCUCAUGGCUGGGCUCUGUCCAUUGCAGACGCUGUCAGCAAGCUACGGGACAUCGGCGAGGUGCUUGUGGGUUUCUCGGAGUUCUGGUCGUACCUGUCAUGGGUGCAGGACAACUACCCGUGUGUAUUCCGGCAGGCGGAAGAGCGCACCUGGACCAGGACGCCCGUGCGGUUCCCGCGCUCUCUCCCCAUUGCUGUCAGGGCGGAUGAGCACACGUACAUCAGCAUAUGCUGCCCCACACCGACAUAUAUACCUACCUACGUACCUGCUGCAGGACAGACAAUAUCCAGGCCACCCGCGAGCGCGGCUACUACUUCACAGGUUACGAGCUGGGUCACAUGCACCACUGCAACUACAAGCAUGUCGCCUUUAAAGAGGGCUACGCGGAGUGGUACCAGCCGGUCUAAUGGAAUGAGUAGUAGGGCAAUGGAUAUGCACAGCAGCUGCAGAAGAGCUGAUGGGUGGGCAUGCAGGACGGGGCGGAUGCGACCCAGCAGUAAGCAGAAGCUAGCCCGCCUGAUAUACAUGAUAUACAUGUAUAUCUUCCAGUUGGCUGGAUGCAGGCCUGGCUGGCUGGCUCGCGGGAUAGUGGGCAGUGGAAGAGAGUAUGUGUGUAUGUAUGUGCCUCCGUGUGUUUAUGUAAGCAAACGUUUUGCGGAGGCGUCGCAACUGCUGUUACUGCACUGCUACUUUUUUUCUUUAUAACAAGUGUAUCAUGAGGUUUCGGAGGCGUUUUUAAGUAAGCAGCAGCAGGCUUCGUGAUGACCUAUAGCGUGUAGUAGCUGGCCUCUCGAGAUGCUGGUCAAGUGUUUCGCGCGUAUUUAUAGUUGAUAUGUGUGCCGUACUGUGUACCAGCUACUAUCACUAUGACGACGGGUGAUCGCGUUAACUCCGCGUUAGUUCGCGUAACGAUGCGAAUCUUAGCGUUAGGUGCGAAUGAGCAUGCUUUUGUAACGCAAAGAGCUG
Volvox carteri f. nagariensis is the source of this 1440-nucleotide messenger RNA. RefSeq lists its product as uncharacterized. The coding region runs from base 1 to 1179 and encodes 392 amino acids. NCBI's taxonomy places the organism in Eukaryota, Viridiplantae, Chlorophyta, Chlorophyceae, Chlamydomonadales, Volvocaceae. The transcript is spliced from 6 exons. The record is from RefSeq and is a predicted model, not a curated record.